This is a messenger RNA of Nicrophorus vespilloides, 696 nucleotides long. RefSeq names its product venom allergen 5-like. Gene Ontology annotation, cellular component: extracellular region. The record is from RefSeq and is a predicted model, not a curated record. The transcript has 5 exons. NCBI's taxonomy places the organism in Eukaryota, Metazoa, Arthropoda, Insecta, Coleoptera, Silphidae. The coding region runs from base 1 to 639 and encodes 212 amino acids.
AUGGUCAUCACAACCAACACGAUGUUCGCUCAAGUAUUUAUCGCAGCCCUUUUUGCUCUUGCAGCCGCUGAAAAUUGUCCAUCUGGUGGAGAAAUCUACGCCAGAGGAAUCAGCAACGAAGGUAAAAUUGCCGUGAUCAAGGCCCACAAUGACUACAGGAUCCAAAUCGCUAAUGGGCUGGUACCAAAUCAACCGCGUGGUGUUAACUUGCAGAGGAUGAUUUACGAUCAAGUUCUUGGAGAGAAAGGCAGAGUUGUAUCCGACACAUGCAAGAUGAACCACAUCUUAGCUCAAGAUGAUCGUUGGUGGUGGGUCGGACAAAACUUGUACAUCCAGUGGAGCUCUCAGAAGGACGAUGGAAGACAGGACUGGGAAACAGCUGUAGCCGGAUGGUUCAAUGAACACGAGGACUUCACCUAUCCCAACAUAUCAGUACCAGGAAAGAUGACCGGACAUUACACGCAAGUGGUGUGGGCCGAUAGCAAAUCUGUAGGAUGUGACUUCAUCUACUUUUACGAUGUUGAACAACCGCAAUACCCGUACGCCAAAUUGUACACUUGCAACUAUGGACCAGGUGGUAACGUCGGAGGACAAGUUCCAUAUGAGACUGGAACUUCUGGAUGCGAAGAUCUUUGCUGAUUUUACCAUAAUUCAUUGUAAAACUAUAAUCAAUAAAUUGUAACAAUUCAUUUAAAA